This is a messenger RNA of Hibiscus syriacus, 2241 nucleotides long. Its product is annotated as acyltransferase-like protein At1g54570, chloroplastic. Lineage: Eukaryota; Viridiplantae; Streptophyta; Magnoliopsida; Malvales; Malvaceae. The record is from RefSeq and is a predicted model, not a curated record. Bases 115 to 2232 code for a protein of 705 amino acids. The transcript has 13 exons. Gene Ontology annotation, cellular component: membrane.
AAAUAAAGGAUCUAAACCUGGCACUUUUGGUGCUUGAAAAAAAAUGCUACAAUAAGUUUCUCUGUUGAUAUUUGUGUUUAAAGGGUGUAAGGUGUUGCAGUUUAUAGUAGGAAGAUGGCAUUUUCUAUUAAUUUCCAGGCAUGGAGUUGUUUUUGGGUGAAGGAGCCUCGUCUUAGAGUGAGAGCUGAGAGAUCAGACUGUAAUGAUUUGUCAGUAUUGUCAUCUGAUGGGGUCUCUGUGAGUGGAUCAGUUCCUGUGAUGGGAAAGAAAGCAAUGAAAAAAGGGUCAGUGCUUGAAGAUGGGAAAUGGAAUUUCAAGUCUACAACUGAGAAAAAUAUUGUUUCUGAAGAACUGGAACUAUUCUGGGACGAUGGUUAUGGAACUAAUACUGUGAAAGAUUAUAUCGAUGCUGCAAAGGACAUGAUUAAGCCGGACGGUGGACCACCAAGGUGGUUUUGCCCUGUUGAAUGUGGGCGCCCUAUCAAAGAUUCUCCUCUACUUCUGUUUUUACCUGGGCUAGAUGGUGUUGGGAUGGGCCUCAUUUUGCACCAUAAACCUCUUGGAAAGGUUUUUGAAGUCCAAUGCCUUCAUAUUCCAGUGAAUGAUCGAACACCAUUUGAAGGACUGGUGAAACUAGUUGAAGAAGCUGUUAGGAUUGAGCAUGCUUCCCAUCCAAAGAGUCCAAUCUAUUUAGUGGGAGACUCCAUUGGAGGAUGCUUAGCCCUUGCCGUUGCUGCUCGUAAUCCGAGUGUUGACUUAGUGAUGAUAUUAGUAAAUCCAGCCACAUCAUUUGCCAGUUCUCAACUGCAACAAUCUCUCCCUGUAUUGGAAGCUUUCCCUGAUGGAUUACAUGUUAGAACUAUCCCCUUUCUUCUCAGCCUUAUGAUUGGGGAACCAUUGAAAAUGGCUAAAGUUGGUGUUGAAGCUAGGCUUCUUCCCACACAGAAAUUUGAGAAAGUUUCUAGUAACCUCACUGCUUUGCUUCCCUUUUUUUCUGGUUUACCUGAGAUUUUACCUAAGGAGACUCUCCUUUGGAAGUUAAAGCUGCUUAAAUCGGCUUCUGCUUAUACUAAUUCACGUCUCCAUGCUGUUAAAGCUGAAGUAUUAGUGAUUGCCAGUGACAAGGAUCAUCUAUUUCCCAGUCGACAAGAAGCACUUCGUCUUAAGAAAGUAUUACCAAAUUGCAUAGUUCGCAUCUUCAAGGACAAUGGUCAUGCCCUUUUAUUUGAAGACUGCAUAAAUUUGCUUACUAUCAUUAAAGGUACCUGCAUAUACCGGCAUUCCAGCAGGCAUGAUUUUAUCAAAGAUUUUCUGCCUCCCAGCAUCUAUGAAUACAAAUGUGCAUUUGAUGACUUUUCAGGAAUCUUACGUUUUCUCGUAUGUACAACGAUGUUCUCAACCAUGGAAGAUGGGAAGAUAGUUGGGGGGCUUGCAGGGGUUCCGGAUGAGGGUCCCGUAUUGUUAGUUGGCGACCAUAUGUUAUUGGGGAUGGAAAUCAACUGCCUGGCAGAAGCAUUCUUAAGAGAAAAGAAGAUCAUGAUCCGUGGAAUGUCGCACCCCGAGUUGUUUGGGGGAAAUUUCCAGAAAUUAUCCACUACAUUUAACUUUUCUGAUUGGCUCAAAGUGAUGGGAGCAAUGCCUGUCUCACCAAAAUCACUUUUCAAAGCUUUAUCUGCAAACUCCCAUGUACUUCUUUAUCCUGGUGGUGCUCGUGAGGCCCUCCAUCAUAAGGGAGAACAAUAUAAACUAUUUUGGCCUGAUCAACCAGAAUUUGUGAGAUUCGCGGCACAGUUUGGGGCCACCAUUGUACCAUUUGGGGUUGUAGGAGAAGAUGAUAUAGUGCAAAUGCUCCUUGAUUACAAUGACUACAUGAAAAUCCCUAUUGUUAAUGACAAAAUCAAAGAAGCCAUUCAAGAUGGUGUGCAAUUCAGGGAUAAAGCACUAGGAGAGGUUGCUAGCCAAGAGAUCUUCAUUCCAGCUUUGUUACCCAAAAUUCCAGGCCGGAUUUACUUCGUUUUCGGAAAACCGAUGAAACUGAAAGGCAGAGAUGAUUUGGUGAAGAAUCGAGAAGCUGCAAGUGAAGUAUAUUUGCAGGUAAAAUCUGAAGUUGAACACUGUAUUGAUUACUUGUUAAAGAAGCGAGAAGAGGACCCUUUUAGAAACAUAUUUAACAGAAUGAUCUACCGAACUUUCUAUUCUCCUUUAUACGAAGUUCCUUCUUUCAAGCCUUGAAGGAAACAA